UGUAUCAAGCCUGUGAAAGUGGAAAAAAAGCCUGGAAAAGCAGCAGCUAAGAUCAGAAUUGAAGCUGAUGGAAGCUAUUUUCAGAUCAAUCAGGAUGGAGGAGCACAAAAAUUGGAAAAGGCUAAAAUUACUCUGAAUGACUGUUUAGCUUGUAGUGGCUGCAUUACAUCAGCAGAGAGUGUUUUAAUCACUCAACAAAGCCACGAAGAGCUCUGCAAAAUGCUGACUUUUAACAAGACCGCCUCUCCCAGUGAACAGAAAUUGGUGGUGGUUUCUGUUUCACCACAGUCCAGAGCUUCACUAGCUGCAAGAUGUAAAAUGGGUGUUCUGGAAACAGCAAAGAAGUUAACUGCAUUCUUCAAGAGUUUAGGUGUGCACUACGUUUUUGAUACAACCUUCUCAAGAAACUUCAGCCUGCUGGAGAGCCAACGAGAGUUUGUAAAACGCUUUCGAAAGCAAUCUGAAGACAAAAAGGCUUUGCCGAUGCUCGCUUCUGCCUGUCCAGGUUGGAUCUGCUAUGCAGAGAAAACCCACGGCAGUUUCAUCAUUCCGUACAUCAGUACCACCAAGUCUCCACAGCAGGUCAUGGGCUCCUUGAUCAAGGGUCAUUUUGCAGAACAGCAGCACCUGACACCCAACCAGAUCUACCACGUAACAGUGAUGCCCUGUUAUGACAAAAAGCUGGAGGCCUCAAGGCCAGACUUUUUCAACCAGGAGUACCAAACUCGUGACGUGGACUGUGUAAUCACCACAGGAGAAGUGCUAAAGUUGUUGGAACAAGAAGGAGUGUCUCUGUCAGAUGUAGAUCCUGCUCCGUUGGAUACCACGCUCAGUGGUGCUGCCGAAGAGGAGCUCACCAGCCACUCCGGUGGUGGCUCAGGGGGCUACUUGGAGCACGUGUACAAGUAUGCAGCCAAGGAGCUCUUUGGAAUUCGAGUGGAUACAAUUCAGUACAAACCACUAAAAAACAAGGACUUCCAGGAGGUGACUCUGGAGAAGGAGGGGGUUGUCCUGCUCCAGUUUGCUUUGGCGUAUGGGUUUCGAAACAUCCAGAAUUUGGUGCAAAAGCUGAAACGUGGGAAAUCACCCUAUCACUACGUUGAAGUCAUGGCCUGCCCAUCGGGCUGUUUAAAUGGGGGUGGUCAGAUCAAACUAGACGGUGAAUCUGGCAAGGACCAGCUUCAGCAAGUCGAGAGGUUGUACGAGUCUCUUAAGACCACAAUUCCUGAGGAGAACUGGACUGUAAAGGAGCUGUACGAGCGGUGGCUGGGGGGCACGGAGUCGGAAAAAGCUGCCCGAGCUCUGCGUACGGAGUACCAUGCCGUGGAGAGAGCAAGCACCGGAUUUAACAUCAAAUGGUGAAGCUUGACGCCGUGAAGCCCCAACACUCGGUGCCUUUUUAACUCCAUUGUAUGGUGGAUUCUCAAAAGAUGGCUAAAAGCCCUCACUGGGACGUGGCAGUUUCUGACUCAUUAGGGAUGAGAAGUAGAGAGAGUCACAGAAUUGUCACAUCUACCCCAUCCUCGGCAGCCAGUUACUGAUGGAUAAUAUCCUUAAAUUCAGAGAAAGCAACUUUUUACAGUGUUUCAAGUAAGAAUUUACUGACAACUUUCCCAUGAAGGACAAAGCCCUGUGUGUCUCUGAAAGGUGUUCCUUUACAAAAGUUAAUAGAAGGCUGCUGUGAGCUGCAAUCAUUACAAUGAGUAGGUUACCAGAACAAUCCAAGAGGUUAGUAAAAACACACCUGGUUUAAUGCAGCAUAUUCUGAUGCCUCGCCACAAGAGAGGUAGCUGUGGAACAGAUUUGGUCUUUUGUUGCUGGAGAUGACGGGUGUCUGUCGUGCUGUCAGUGUUUUUACAGAUGGGUGUUUUCAGAAUAUGUGUUCAGGGAAAAACAGCUACUAAGUCUGGUCUAUUUAAUGAGAACAUCAGUUUUUGUGGAGUUGCAGUGUGGCUGGGGAGGGGCAGGCAGGAGUGCGAGGCUCUGUGGCUGUACCUGAACUCGAGGGGAAGGGAUGCCAGUGGAUGUGGGAUCUCCUUGUGCCUGCUCCAGCUGCAAGUGAAGAUGAACUUGGAAUCAUCACUGAAUCACUUCAGUAUUUCUCCUUUUUCCAGUUACUGCUAUGUGAGGAAGAAGGACUGUGCAGAAAGUAGAGUUAAGUGGAUGAAAACUUGAAAACAAAGCUAUGUUGCUUCAGAGUAAAUAUAAACAUGGAGCUGGUUACUGCAGCUAAUCCUGAGAGGACCUUGCCCAGACCCUCACCAGGGAAAACUCCCACCAGGGAAAAGCCUGGGAAACCCCUGACUGUGUUACUGCCGCCGGCGAGCGCAAGGCUCAGCCCUUCACCCGCCUCUUGUACCGGCUCCUCCAGCAGCGCUGUCCUGCGUCCUCCUCAGAGCCUCCUCCACUCUUUACUAAAAGUAAGCCAACACUGUAAAAGACUUUUUUCUUUUUCAUGUUUUUAAUUAAAAGCUUUACAUUUUUCAGGUGUUGCUGCUCAAUUAGUGAAUUCACAGUGUUUGUAAGGCAAGAAUCUCCUAGUGCUUCCCCCUCUCCACCCUGUUCAUUUCCCCAAGUGAGGCGGCAGUGAAUGCCCUUUUCCACAGAGAUUUAUGACACAGAUCUACAACAGAGUGUUGUGCCAGACCAUAACAUCGUUAUCUACUGCCGGAGAUACUCAGCCCAGUACGCUGAAGGGCCAAGAGCAGGAACACCGUACAUCAGUGCGAAAGAAACACAUUCUGUUUCUGUUGAGAACAUGCACGUCAAGCCAGAAGUCCACAAGUAAAUAAAGCUAAAUGAGCUGUAAAUCAAACAAUGGGGGCUCCACCUUUUGUCUCUUCCCCCGUUACCAGCAUGCACACGGCCUGAGCCACUGCAGGACUCACCCCUCGCAGUGCUCCUGGGUGUCUGUUCCAGCUUCUGAGUGGGUGGUGGCUCAGGGACCCCCCCCAAACACGCAGGGGUGCCCCUCUGCUCCCAGUGUAAAUAAACAUCCAGAGGAGCCCCCAGGUAACACCUACAAACUGCACAGUUACAGUUAAACUGAGCAGCUUGGGGCAACAGUACCAAGGCAACUUGUGCAGCAGGACUAAUUCUCCCUCUCCUGGCAGGGAGAGUAAAUUCUAACACUAUAACUUAAUAAAAGGAAAAAAGAAAACCUUAAUCUAGUUUCUAGUAAGGGAAGAAACUGCCACAAACCAGGCUUCAGCAGUAAUGGGUGCAGCCCACAGUCCAUGCAUGAAAGAUCCUGAAAACUCAAUUCCAGUGUUAUGAGCUAUGCAAUCUAUUAUCAACACUGAUUAAAAUGACAACACGCAGCAAAGGAUUACAGGACCAGCUCCUCUGCUCCGUGUUUUCACCUGAACUACCCAGAAUGGGUGUAAAUUCGGCAGCACCAAGACAGCUGCACACAGUCUGCACUCUGAGGUAAAGGAGAAACCAGAGACUCUCCCACAUGGAACCUCCUGCCCAGAUCCUUCAGAGGAAUUUUCACACCUAUUUACAGAGCUAUCAUCAAGCUCUACCUUUUUUCCCAAAAAAACCCUACUGAUUUGUAAUGCACUUCCCCACCACCUGCAAAUAAAAGCUUUAUGCAUUUCUCAGACAUAAAAAAAAUAAAAUACAGUACUGAUUUUGCACAAACUGAAGGCUGAAAAGGCUUAAACUCAGCUGUUCCCCACCUCUUUUUCUAAAGACAAGGCAAUGUAAAUGUGAGUUGCAGCCAAAUGUUUUUCUUUUCCAAUUUUUUAUCUUCGGGGGGGUGGAGCACACGUUGUUUGCUGCCUAAAAACUGUCAUACCUUGAGAAGUAUUUCACAAGGCCAGUGGGUGAGAGCAUGCUCUCCCCCAGGCCUGACCUCCACCAGAGCGCGCACCGCACGGCUUGAGGGGUUUGGACGGCUCCUGUAAGUCAGUGAUCACAUUACAGAUCCCUACGUGAUGUUUCUAUGUUAGCCUGCUAUAAAAAUAAGGG
Molecule: messenger RNA, 3975 nt
Organism: Athene cunicularia (burrowing owl)
Lineage: Eukaryota; Metazoa; Chordata; Aves; Strigiformes; Strigidae
Gene: CIAO3
Product: cytosolic iron-sulfur assembly component 3
Exons: 11
Coding region: 220-1362 (380 amino acids)
Biological process (GO): iron-sulfur cluster assembly
Cellular component (GO): cytosolic [4Fe-4S] assembly targeting complex
Molecular function (GO): 4 iron, 4 sulfur cluster binding
Source: RefSeq, a predicted model, not a curated record